Messenger RNA from Xiphias gladius (swordfish), 1982 nucleotides. Its product is annotated as flavin-containing monooxygenase 5-like. The transcript is spliced from 10 exons. Bases 187 to 1842 code for a protein of 551 amino acids. NCBI's taxonomy places the organism in Eukaryota, Metazoa, Chordata, Actinopteri, Istiophoriformes, Xiphiidae. Gene Ontology annotation, molecular function: NADP binding; N,N-dimethylaniline monooxygenase activity; flavin adenine dinucleotide binding. The record is from RefSeq and is a predicted model, not a curated record.
CACUGUCUGUUAAACCCUGAGUGAGUAGCUAAACAGAUUAGUUUGAAGAAUGGAACAGGAAGAAGGAAGGACAUUUUAGUCCACUACUCUUCUCUCCCCGUGAAGAAGAGCUUUCUUCUUAGUCCAGGUCCAGGCUCUAUCUCAGAUCAGAGUUUCCACCGCGGUUAGCUGUGCUUCCUCUCCAGUAUGGUUCAGAAGGUGGCAGUGAUCGGUGCAGGUCCUUCAGGUCUGACCAGCAUCAAGGCCUGUCUGGAUGAAGGUCUGGAGCCAACCUGCUUUGAGAGCAGCCAUGACAUUGGAGGUCUAUGGAGAUUUAAGGAGAAGCCAGAGCCUGGGCGAGCCAACAUCUACCAGUCGGUGGUCAUCAACAGCUCCAAAGAGAUGAUGGCUUUCAGUGACUUCCCUCCUCUUGCGGAGCUCCCCAACAACAUGCACCACUCUGAGGUGCUGCUGUAUCUGCGCCUCUAUGCUAAGGCCUUCAAACUGCUGCAACACAUACAGUUCCAGACUACCGUGCUCAGGGUGAGGCAGACCCCGGACUUUGCUGUGACAGGCCAGUGGGAGGUGGAGACAGAGAGGGGAGCGGGUCAGAGGGAGAGUCACAUCUUUGAUGCAGUGAUAGUUUGUACAGGACACUUCACCCAACCUCACCUGCCACUCAGAGACUUCCCAGGUAUUGAGAGCUUUGAGGGAAGAUAUUUCCACAGCUGGGAAUACCGCAACACUGAAGGGAUGCAGGGGAAAAGAGUGGUGGUGAUUGGGAUUGGAAAUUCUGGAGGGGAUAUUGCUGUGGAUAUCAGUGGCGUUGCUGAGAAGGUGUACCUUAGUACCAGGAGCGGAGCAUGGGUUGUCAGCCGUGUGGGACGGGGGGGAUUUCCAGCUGACCUUGUUGGGACUUCUCGAAUGCAUGUGAUGAUACAGAAGCUCUUCCCCUCAUGGGUCAACAGGAUGGUGGAAAAGAAGCUGAACGAGGCAUUUGACCACACACUAUAUGGCCUGAAACCAAAACAUGGAUUUUUUGCACAGAUUCCUGUUGUGAAUGACAACCUGCCAGCUCGGAUCAUCUCAGGUCGGGUUCAGGUGAAGCCAAACGUGAAGGAGUUCUGUGGGUCUAGUGUGAUCUUUGUCGAUGGGAGCGUCAUAAACAAGGUGGAUGUAGUGGUGUUUGCCACAGGGUACAACUACAGCUUCCCCUUCCUGCCCUCAGCUCUGCGGGCUAAAUGUGGCUACAGACUGCGUCUCUACAAACAUGUGUUCCCUCCCGGACUCACCCAGCCAACGCUAGCAGUGGUGGGCUUCAUCCACGGCUUUGGGGCUAUUAACCCACUGGCUGAGAUGCAGGCUCGCUGGGCUACAAGAGUUUUUAAAGGCUUAUCCACCCUCCCCUCCGAACACACCAUGGUGAAGGAAAUUCAGGACGAUACCACAACAAUGCACCAGAGGUUUGCCUGCUCCGAGCAUAACCCCACCCAAGUGGACUACAUUCCUUACCUGGACUCUCUGGCAGAGCAGGUAGGGGUUCAACCAAACAUACUGUGGCUCUUGAUGACGGACCCCAGACUGGCACUGCAGGUUUUCCUGGCUCCCUGUACUCCAUAUCAGUACCGCCUGACUGGACCAGGCCAGUGGGUUGGUGCCCGUCAGGCCAUUCUCACUCAGUGGGAGCGGGUGGUUCAACCUUUCAGGACCAGAGUGGUACCAGAACCAGAGACCAGACCCUAUUCUAGACUGAGCAUCAUAGUGAUGUUCUCUAGUGUUACCCUGCUGUGCUGCUUCUGCUACAAUAAACGCCGCCUCUCCUCUUUCUUUUCUCCUCCCUCAUUCUUCAGAUCUCCUCAGUAAGCUGCGUGGUUAUGUACAUUAAUGAAGCGGCACACUAAACCAAAUUGUCCAUUUCAAAGUGCAGAGUAGGCAGAACAGCUUCUGCUUUCAGAAUGUGGUAACUUGACUGCUUGAAUAAGAAAUAAAGUUUUUAAAACAAA